This is a messenger RNA of Toxorhynchites rutilus septentrionalis, 2988 nucleotides long. RefSeq lists its product as uncharacterized. Bases 1 to 2988 code for a protein of 995 amino acids. The record is from RefSeq and is a predicted model, not a curated record. The transcript has 3 exons. Lineage: Eukaryota; Metazoa; Arthropoda; Insecta; Diptera; Culicidae.
AUGCAGAAGCAGCACCGAGAGAUGAUGACCCAACUGAUUCAACAGCAGCAGCAAAGUGAUGAGAAGCAUGAACGCUUUCUCCGUACGAUCGCAUCGUCAAUCAACGUGCAGGUACCACCGAAUCCGGAACAGAUCCUUGACUCUUCGGCCGGCAACAUCAAGGAAUUCCGGUUCGAGGCCGACUCCAACGUGACGUUUGCGGCUUGGUACUCGAGAUACGACGAUCUCUUCGAGAAGGAUGCUGCUAGAUUGGACGGUGAAGCAAAAGGUCGUCUUCUUUUGCGAAAGCUGGGUGCAUCGGAGCACGAACGCUUCCUGGAAACAGUGGCCAAGCUCAAGAGCCUGUUCGGAGCAAAAGAAUCGGUGAUCAGCCGUCGCUACCGAUGCCUGCAGAUAGCGAAAAAUCCUGCAGAGGACCAUGUGGCAUUCGCUUGCCGCGUAAACAAGGCUUGCGUGGAGUUUGAGCUGGGUAAGCUCUCGGAGGAGCAAUUCAAGUGCUUGGUCUACGUGUGUGGUUUAAAAUCGGAGAACGACGUCGAGAUUCGCACCCGCCUCCUCACGAAAAUAGAAGAGAGAAAUGACGUGACGUUGGAGCAACUUUCGGAGGAGUGCCAGCGGCUGUACAACCUGAAGCACGACAGCGCCAUGAUCGAAUCUCCGUCCACGUACGACCAAGUACAAGCGAUAAGAAAAUUUGGUGGGAAGCGUGCCAGUGCCAAACCCCGAAAAACUGGAAGGAGGCGCAGGAAGCAACCAGUGUCCGCCAAGGUGGUGGUAGUCGAUGUGUGCAGUGUGCAGCAACGCCGCAGAUAUGUCUCCGUGGGCUUUUCUGGAACAAAAAUUCGCCUGCAACUCGAUACCGCCUCAGACAUCACCGUCAUUAGCAGGGAGAUUUGGCGGAGCAUUGGCAGUCCUGCGUUAUCGUCAGCAACGGUGAAGGCGAAGACGGCAUCUGGCAGCAUACUAUCGCUCGAUGGGGAGUUCGAGUGCGACGUCACCAUCGGAAGCAGUACACGACGUGAGCUCAUCCGUGUAACCGAGAAGCAGCUGCAGUUACUCGGAUCCGAUUUGGUCGACAGUUUCAACCUUUGGGCCGUCCCUAUGGACACCUUCUGCUGCCACGUGUCUGGAACGCCAGUGUCGACAGGUGCACUCAAGUCGUCUUUUCCAGAGGUCUUCAGCGAGAAGCUCGGCUUGUGCACCAGAACAAAAGUGAAGUUGGAGUUGAAAGAAAACGUUCGACCCGUCUUCUGUCCGAAGCGUCCGGUAGCUUACGCUAUGUAUGAUACCGUUGAUCGCGAGCUCGACCGGUUAGAGAAAUUGGACAUCAUCACCCCGGUCGAUUAUUCGGAGUGGGCCGCUCCGAUCGUCGUAGUCCGCAAGUCCAAUGGCUCCAUCAGGAUUUGCGGAGACUACUCAACGGGUCUGAAUGCAGCUCUCCAAUCACAGCAGUAUCCACUUCCACUUCCGGAUGACAUCUUCGCCAAGCUGGCUAAGUGUAAGAUCUUCAGCCAGAUAGAUUUGUCCGGCGCCUUCUUACAGGUGGAAGUUGACGAGCAGUACCGUAGUUUGCUGACGAUCAAUACGCAUCGUGGUCUCUACCUCUACAACCGCCUGCCGCCGGGUUUGAAGAUCGCGCCUGGCGCAUUUCAGCAGCUCAUCGACACAAUGUUAGCCGGACUGAAGGGCACUUCUGGCUACCUCGAUGACGUCAUCGUCGGCGGAGAAACUGAAGAGGAGCACGACCUCAAUCUACGGGGUGUCCUGAAGCGAAUCCAAGAUUUCGGAUUCACGAUUCGUGUUGACAAGUGUUUGUUUCGCAAGCAGCAAAUCCGAUACUUGGGGCACAUCAUCGACAGUCGCGGGUUGCGACCAGAUCCGGCGAAAAUCGAGGCGAUCACCAAGCUGCCGCCUCCAGCCGAUGUAUCCGGUGUGCGAUCGUUUUUGGGGGCCAUCAACUACUACGGCAAGUUCGUCCCCAACAUGCGCAUGCUACGCUACCCGCUCGACAAUCUCCUCAAGGUGGAGACGAAGUUCAGCUGGAGUCCGGAGUGCCAGAAAGCGUUCGACCGGUUCAAGCAGAUUCACUCGUCGGAUCUUCUCCUCACACACUACGAUCCGAAGCGGGAAAUCAUCGUUUCUGCUGACGCUUCAUCCGUUGGACUUGGGGCUACCAUUAGCCAUAGGUUCCCAGAUGGAACCAUCAAGGUGGUCCAACAUGCAUCCAGGGCGCUCACGAAGGCAGAACAGGCCUACAGUCAGCCCGAUCGCGAAGGUCUGGCCAUCAUCUUCGCCGUCACGAAGUUCCACAAAAUGCUCUUCGGACGGCACUUCCGUUUGCAAACCGAUCAUCGCCCGCUGCUUCGUAUCUUCGGCUCUAAGAAGGGAAUUCCAGUGUACACUGCGAACUGCCUGCAACGCCUCGCCCUCAACUUGCUGCUCUACGACUUUGAAAUCGAGUACGUGUCCACUGAGAAGUUCGGCAACGCAGACCUGCUCUCCCGGUUGAUCGACCAGCACAUCAAGCCUGAAGAGGACUACGUCAUCGCGAGUCUCAAUCUGGAAGAGGAUAUUAGGUCAGUAGUAACUAAUACGGUUAAAGUGUUGCCUCUCAAUUUCAUAGUCGUUGCGCAAAGCACCCAAGCAGAUCCGCUGCUCCGUCAAGUCCACCGCUACGUUCAGAACGGCUGGCCCCAGUCAACACUCGAUGGGUCAGAACUUCGCCGGUUCCAAUCAAGGCAGGAAUCGCUCUCUGUGGUGGAUGGGUGUAUUUUGUUUGCCGAACGACUCGUCAUUCCGUCGCUGCAUCGGAAACGGUGCCUCGAACAGCUGCACCGUGGCCAUCCGGGCAUGCAGCGAAUGAAAGCCAUCGCUAGGAGCUACGUGUACUGGCCUACGUUGGAUGCUGACAUCGUCAGCUUCGUCAAGGCAUGCCAGCAGUGUGCGUCUGUAGCUCGAUCACCUCCUCACUCUCCACCGGUGCCGUGA